This is a messenger RNA of Marchantia polymorpha subsp. ruderalis, 4074 nucleotides long. The record is from the annotation of a GenBank genome assembly. Lineage: Eukaryota; Viridiplantae; Streptophyta; Marchantiopsida; Marchantiales; Marchantiaceae.
GCUCUCCCGAUUGUUCUAUCGAGUUAUAUGAACGCGAGUUUGCUAUCGUUAGCUACUCCCUUCCGCCGUUGCACGAGAGGGCAGGCAGAGCAGGGCAGGGCGAACCAGAAAUAGGAUAGAUGAUGAGGUCGGGUCAGAGUGUUUCGGUCUCGCGAACGAGAGGUGAGGUUGCAGAGACGGACCUGGGAAGCGGAGAUCGGUGAACUUGUGUCCGCCUUUUUUCGGGUCCGUGUAAAGGGCCUUACAUAAAAAAGGGGAGGGCCCCUUGCUGAGUCGAAAGAUGCCUUUCGGAGCUGAGCUGAGCUGUGGAGUGGAGUUGAGUGCGGGUGGGGCGCAGCUGCAAUACUCUCUAAUUCCCCUGUUCUUCUCAUCUCCUCCUCUGCCCUGGCUGCAGACAUAGCUCCUUGACUUUCCACAAAGCCCUCCCCUUUUCCGCUUUCUCUCUCCCUCUCGAUCUCUCUCGAUCUCUCUCGAUGUUUCUUUAGCUGGACGAGCACAUUUUCCGAAGGAGAUGAGGAUUUGGGGCCUCUUCCGCAGGCGCGCAACUUCGAAGCGUCCGCUCUCGUGAGCCACUGGACGUCAGCCGGGCUUGGGUCGAGCAGACGAGAAAGCCCGACGGCGAAAGAGGAAGGCUGCCAGAGGUCGUGGCGUGGUUGAGCUGGACUCCCGCUCGUGCCCGUCAUGUGAGGGCUUCCGACACGAGGACGAGGACGAGAGAGUGUUCUGAGUCGAAGAGCCGGCCGAGAUCUGGCAUACGUCUCUGCCUGCUGCAAGCCGAAGCACGUGCAGAUGUGAAAGUCAGCGUUCGAGCAUUCGAUCCAGCGCCAUGCGAUCUGAGAGAAAUGUCAAAGGCUCGCUCACUCGCUCGCUCUGCCGAGUCCAUGCAUUCCUUCGAGACUCUCGCUCCUACCACAUCGGCCCUGCCUCUCAGAACCUUUGAGCUCAAACCUGCAGUUCCUCAGCCAUGCUGUGUACACGAAUUCUGCACUCUCGGAGCGGGCAGGCGGUCGGCUCCUGAAUCCGAGCUCGAAUUCGACGAGAGAGGGACGACCAACUGAGAAUUUCAACGAGGAUGAGAAGUUGACUGAACCUCGUCUGUCACUCAGGAGUCGCGACUCGCGACGGUAGCGACCGUCCUGGUUUUAAGGAACAGAUCUUUUUUUGAAGCCGAAAAUCCGGGGGAUCUUCCUCCCGCGCGCUCCGAGCAAUCGAGCAUCGAUCCGGUCACAGAAGAAAAUCCGGAGGGAAACGUGUGCAACCGUCGGUCUCUCUCUGUGUCGUGAAAGAGCCGGACAACAAGCGUCACGAAGUCGUGGAAUGCGCGACCGACCGUUUCUUAGGACACUCGCGGAGGCAGAUGAAGGAGAUGUCGUCGAGGUUUGAGGUUUGGCACGCGCGGUCUUCUCGUUCCCGCCAGACACUCGUCGUCGAGAGGGGCGGAUGACGACGUCCCUCCCUGACAUUGCCUCCGGAGGCGGAGGGUGGUGGUACGCGAGCACCUUCAUCGCUGCCAGGAAACACGUGAGCCGAGCGAGCGAGGCCUCCGAGUGUCCGUCCCGUGCAGGAAAUGCGACCAGCGAUGGUUCUAAAUUUACCCCCGCGAGUAUCGAGCGCGACGUUGACCUCGCACCCCAACCCCCGGAUCGCGGACCGUCCGAAAUCGGACGACGUCACUCGCGAUUUCGCGAUUCUGUGCAAGAUGACAACUCAGUCAAUCUCCAUCGCAAGGCCAAAUCGCCAACGCUGAGACUACGCAGUCUCGGUCAGCGCAAUGAGCCUCGGACUGUGAUGCCAUCGCUCGAUAUUGUCGGAGGCGAUUUCAGCUCGAAGAAAUCUGAAGUGCUGGCCGCGACGAGACUCAGGAGCACAGAAGUCCGCCGAACAGAACAGAACAGAACGGAACAGGACAGCAGAAAGCAGAACAGAGCAGAGCAGAACAGAACGGAACGGAACAGAGUAGAUUUGAGCUCUGCAUGUGAAAGGCGUGGCGAGGAGUACCAGGGGCCAUCUCCAGGGCCCGAGCGACAUGCCAUGACGCAAAAGGCAAAGUCAUGUUUGCCAAACGGGAGACGGGACGAGAGGAGACGUGGGCUCGGCGAGGGACAUGGAGAAACAGGACGCGCGUGGAAACGCGCGAGCGAUUCCAGUGCUUGUGCCUGCAGGCAGGCAGGCAGGCAGGCGGCCAUGGUCUGGCCCGACCGUCCGAGAUCGGACGCAUCGCCGAAAUAUAGAAUGCUGGAAGUUCACGUGCAGGACGGAACUCAGACGUCAAUCUUUUCCGCUCUCUGAAAAAGCAGCAGCACCAGGCAGCAGCAGGAUUCCCCAUCCGAGUCAACCUGUCCAAAUCCAGAACUAAGUAUCCACAUUACCCCGAACAGCAGCCCAUCGCCAUGUUCAUCUGCCUGCCUCUGCCUGCCAGCUGCUCAAAUGGACCAGCGAUCGAUCGUCCUCGGGUUCUGAUAAAGGCUUGAGUUCGUUAGUGGUAGGUACGUACGUCGGCCUGGCCUGAUUUUCGUGAGGUUGAAAUAUCGUGCCAGACAAGUGAAACCGAUCGUCUCUCGUGCCAACAAAUGUCCGGAACUUGAAGGAAUUGAUGCUCAAUAUAUCACAAGAGUCCUUCAAAUUAGAGGUCAGCUAUCCCUCAACCGAUUAACAAGAAGCUAACCCCGAUUAGAAUUAAUAUUGGGAAUGUCAAGCGUCCUUUAUCUGAUGAUGGGCUAACAUUUCCAGGCCCGAAGGCGGUCUUGACACAGAUGCGUGGAGAAAUCAUUACAAGAGCAGGAGGAGUGUGGUCGAGCCAUUUCUCUGGCACGAGCAUCGCUCACGUUUCAAUACAUGUGGGUAGCAUAACGUUCGUCCAUGGCCUUUACGAGGAGACCAGGGUUCACGCCGGUGGUCCAAACCCGAAAGGAGUUGGGAAACUGAAGUGGUCCCAGUUGAAGCUUGCGAGCAAGCGAGCAGGUUUUGUUUCCAUGGCGAUCGGCUGAUAGUGCGCCGCUAAUUGAUUUCUCUCCGUGUCCGUUGCAGGAUGAUACUCAUCUACAAGGUCGGAAAUCUUUGGCGAUUGCGGAAAUCAAAAUGUCUCCGGAUCGAGACGGACUUAUCUCUCUCUCUCUGCGAAGAGGAAGAGAGAGAGAGAGAGAGAGAGAGAGAGAGAGACUUGCGAGUUUCCCUUCUUAAGAAACUCCAUUAUCAGAAUGUCCAUAUAGACCGUCGAGGCGUGGGGAUCGAAAUGAAAUGAAAAAAUCUGAAAGAAAUGAAAACCAAAUGAAAAGGGAAUGAACUGAAAUUGAAUGACGAAUUGAUGGUCAACCCUAAACAGAGCCUAAACUUUCCACGACACGCGGUCGACGGUUGCAUCAUCGUCAUCAUCACCAUCGUCGUCGUCGUCGCAGAUGUCUCGAGUUCCAGUGUCUUGUCCUCAGAUACCCGUCGCAUAAUUCCGAGCUCGUCCUCGUGACGAACAGAGCCGGCACGACUGGAAAUGAAAAAAAAAAGGAAUUGUUGCCGCCUUAUUAGACAUGGCUCGCGGACAGAGAGGGACGGAUGCAAAGCAUCAAUCUGAGUCGGAAAAUUCCCGAACAAUCCCUCUCCACAAGAGUUUUCAGUCAUGGCUGGUCCGUUUGGACUGAUGACGAUUCUGUAAGUAGGCAGAGUAUCAGAGGCGGUCCGUUUGACAUAAGUCUUACGUAUUGUGCUCUCAUGAUUAUUGAUUGCAAUGGUGAGACAGGCAGGCUCUGUCGCCGAUGCAGGAAUGAGCAUGGUCAAGAUCCAGGCAGGCUCGAAGAGCUGGGAACGGGGGCAGGGACGAGAACGAGAAGCAUAUCCGCGCACAUGCCGAUGGCAGAGGCAGCUUCCGUCUCUGUACUCGAGAGGAUGACCGCAUGAGUGACAGCGGGAACGAACUGUGCGAGACUGUUGACAUUUUGUGCCGACUGUCGUUCACUGCAGAGCGUAAAUUUUGAUGUACGCCGGUGGCAUUGAUCUCGCAUUGCGUCAAGCUGUCGGAUUCGCGCUCGAAGACAGUCGACAUGUGUGCUUACGUCGUCGGUACCGACGGUGCCUCGCGGACCC